Schistocerca gregaria is the source of this 1272-nucleotide messenger RNA. RefSeq lists its product as uncharacterized. The transcript has 7 exons. The coding region runs from base 307 to 1074 and encodes 255 amino acids. NCBI's taxonomy places the organism in Eukaryota, Metazoa, Arthropoda, Insecta, Orthoptera, Acrididae. The record is from RefSeq and is a predicted model, not a curated record.
UUGUGUUUACUUACAUACGUGUGUUACAUGAACCUAAAUAACUCUAGGUUAAACUGUACGCCAGUGAAUAAGUUCCUGUGUGUCUACUGAUUAAUUUUUCUUUAGAGAACUGUUAAAGAAUACCUUGACUUGUCCCCGUAUUGAUUGUACAAUCGAUUUAAAAGUUUAAUAUCUUUCCUUCGCUUUGACUUUAGGGUUUUUCGAAAUGGAGUUGUUGAGUGUAGGUGACUUUAUGCCGGUUUUAAGGAAUUAUGUUUUGUCAUUAUAGAUACACACAUUUUCACGUUGUAAUAACUGCUGCCGAAAAUGGAUGGAUUUCAGGAACCAAUAUGCGCAGGUUGCGAGUAUUAUGAAGAUAAUUACAAAAAGGCUUUAGACCGGUUCUUGCUGUAUAAGGAAAAAAUAAUGUGUACACAGACUCUGAUACAGAAAUAUGAGAGGAGGAAGCAGCAGAAUCAACAACUCGUAAGAAAACUGCAGAAGUCACGGCACAGUGCUGCAACUGUAAGAGAGAGAUUUAUGCAUUAUAUGGAGAGAUAUAUGCCACUUGAAAAGUCGUACAAUGACCUUAGAGCUGGGUACAAUGAACUUGAAAGCAAACUGCACACGCAGAGUACAGCACUUAUCGCUCUGCAGCAACAUAAUAAGCAGCUUACUGCUCUUGUAGAAGUACAGGAAAAAGACGUGAAUGAGUACAAGGACAAGACUGAAAGAAUAGAAGAAGAGUUGAAAAAGAAGCUAAGGGGUGUCCAUAUAGCCAAGGCAAAGGUGGACCAUAAAUAUCAUAAUAUAGUGAAGUCGGCUAUAGAACUGGCAGUUAUAUUACAGGACAAAGGAAUGUUACCAGAUUCCUACAAACUUUGCUUAAAAUCAUGGAGAAAGCAGCUUUCACAAGAUAUGAAGCAUGAAAACUUUUGUGAUAAUGGAGGAUUUUCUCCUGAUAAGGCAUCAAGUAUCAGCUCACAAGACACUGGCUUUGAUUCUUCAAAAAGUAUGUCUGAUGAUGAAAGUCAGUUUGAUGAAAAAGUGAAUAGAAGAAAAGGAUGUAUUGAUCCGCAUAGAUUCCACAUCUGAGAUCUGGGCACGCAGUUGUGAGGCAUGUCACAGAACUCGGCAGACAGUAGAACCGUCUUGCAGGCUGCCACUCAUGAAUGCGCACACAGCCUAACCUCCAUGUGGAUGACAGCUUUAUAGAGUCGGGCCGGGCCAGUCUUGCCCUCAGUUACAUGUUGACAUUCUGACUAGGAUUAUUGGACUGGUAGCGUAGCCACU